AUGGCCAUCUUACAGGAAGCGAAUACUUUGGUCUGGGUGAAUGCCAUUCAUGACAUGAGCAUUGCAUUGGUCCAUGCCAAAGUGUCAUCCUAUGGGCCACCACCUGGACCGAUUCCGGACCUUCGCUUUGUUGAGGCAGCAGUCGCGCUGACUUCCUGUCCAGAAUCGGUCAAGCUAAAGGAUUGGCGGGGUUUUUGUGUCCUGGUGGAACAACUCCUAGAUUCUGAUGACUUCGCCAAGUAUGUAUCGAAUGGUGCCCCCGAACCGGUCGAAGAUGUUUCCGAAGAUCAUCUUGCCAUCGCCACAUUUUUAUGCUUCCUGCAGCACCUCCAAUACUCUCAGACAUUGGGAAAGUGUUUUGUCUCGGAUUAUCAAGGCACCGGAAAAUGGCUGACGGACCCCCAAGUCAUGGCAAAAUCUGCUGUUCUGGGACGGCAACUCUUUGGUGAAGGAAACGUGGAUGGUUCCCUCGAGCAAUUUCCACAAAGGCAUCAUUGUAACAAGUGGUGCACUUGGUUCUGCUUACAAGAGUUUUGA
Desarmillaria tabescens is the source of this 537-nucleotide messenger RNA. RefSeq lists its product as uncharacterized. Gene Ontology annotation, molecular function: ATP binding; protein serine/threonine kinase activity. Bases 1 to 537 code for a protein of 178 amino acids. Gene Ontology annotation, biological process: protein phosphorylation. The record is from RefSeq and is a predicted model, not a curated record. The transcript is spliced from 3 exons. NCBI's taxonomy places the organism in Eukaryota, Fungi, Basidiomycota, Agaricomycetes, Agaricales, Physalacriaceae.